Acanthopagrus latus (yellowfin seabream) is the source of this 7146-nucleotide messenger RNA. It is a transcript of the gene myh14, whose product is annotated as myosin, heavy chain 14, non-muscle. Gene Ontology annotation, cellular component: myosin complex. Bases 681 to 6848 code for a protein of 2055 amino acids. The transcript is spliced from 46 exons. Gene Ontology annotation, molecular function: cytoskeletal motor activity; actin filament binding; ATP binding. Lineage: Eukaryota; Metazoa; Chordata; Actinopteri; Spariformes; Sparidae. The record is from RefSeq and is a predicted model, not a curated record.
GCUGUGCUGAUCUGAAUCACGCGCCUGGAGUCAGAUCCUUCCGACUAGACCGUCUGCUGUGCUUGGAUGUGACUCGGAACAGAUCCGAUCCCAGAUCUGUGUCUGCGGACGCUCGCCGCAGCUGAGUGGUAAACAAAGGGCGCGCAAAUCUCCCUGGUUUAGCGCGAGAGUGCGGCAGAGGCACCUGCUGCAGCGCCCCGGUUGGCUGUUCGACACGUCAGUCACACGUAGCCCCGCUCCCUGACGGUUAUCAUUGGCUGACGGCGGAGAUUGUCGCGCUACCCUUAACGCCAUUCGUCACCGCGCUCCUUUCAUGCCAGCUUUGGGGCGGAAAAUUCUCGUCGUAUUCAUGAGGCGGGUCUUCUGCUCAGUUGUAGAUUUUCAUUGGAUUUGUGUGUCUCCGAGGCUUGACUGGAAACCGUCUUCUCGCCCCUGGUUGGCCCGCUAGCAGGAAACCCUGAAGCCGUCGCCUUGCCCUCACUGCUCGCCGUCUAUUUUAUUCUCACCGAGAAGUGUGAGUGCGGCUCCACGGAGGAGCGGUGCAAUGAUAAAAGCCGCAUAUGCGGUAGGCUACACACCUAUCAGGCAGGAAAAUACCCGAGAAACAGCCUCACCCCGGUUCUCCUAGCACCACAGCCUUACCCACGACUCAGAGCGGAACCUGAAGUGCCAGUAGAACCAUGUCCAGGCCAACGGGGGGCGGUGCCAACGAUGUCACCCGCUUCCUCGCAUCGGGGGCAAUGCCAGGGUCUCCUACCUCCAAUGCGGUGUUCACCGCUGCCAGCCAGGCUGACUGGGCAGCUAAGAGGCUGGUGUGGGUGCCGUCAGAGAAGCACGGCUUUGAGUCGGCCAGCAUUCGGGAGGAGCGCGGCGAUGAGGUGGAGGUGGAGCUGACAGACAGCCAGCGGCGGAUCACCCUGUCCAGGGAGGAGGUGCAGCGAAUGAACCCCCCACGCUUCAGCAAAGUGGAGGACAUGGCCGACCUCACCUGCCUCAACGAAGCCUCGGUGCUGCACAACCUGAGAGAGAGAUACUACUCCGGCUUGAUUUAUACAUAUUCCGGGCUGUUCUGUGUGGUGGUCAACCCUUACAAGAACCUGCCCAUCUACACAGAGUCCAUCGUGGAGAUGUACCGCGGCAAGAAGCGCCACGAGAUGCCCCCUCACAUUUACGCCAUAUCUGAGGCCGCGUAUCGCAGCAUGCUACAAGACAGAGAAGAUCAGUCAAUCCUCUGCACAGGCGAGUCUGGAGCUGGGAAAACAGAGAACACAAAGAAAGUCAUCCAGUAUUUGGCUCACGUCGCCUCCUCUCAUAAAAGUGGCACUCUGGGUAGAAACAAGGAAGCUACACAGAUGGAUGGCUCUCGGUCCUUAACAAGAGGCAGUUCUCUGGCGAACAGGAGUAUGCAAUAUGGCGAGCUGGAGAGGCAGCUGCUGCAGGCCAACCCCAUACUGGAGGCCUUUGGCAACGCAAAGACUGUCAAGAACGACAACUCUUCAAGAUUUGGUAAAUUCAUCCGCAUUAAUUUCGAUGUGGCGGGGUACAUCGUUGGUGCCAACAUUGAGACCUACCUCCUUGAAAAGUCCCGGGCCACCCGUCAGGCCAAAGAUGAGAGGACAUUCCACAUCUUUUACCAGCUGAUGUGUGGAACUUCGGAGGAGACAAAAGCUGACCUACUCUUGGGAACAGCUGAUCAGUACCGCUUCCUCACCGGCGGCUCCAUCCCUGUCCCUGGUCAGAGCGAUUCAGAGAACUUCACCCAGACCAUGGACUCCAUGGCUAUAAUGGGCUUCACCCCAGAGGAGUCGCUGUCCAUGCUGAAGGUGAUCUCUGCUGUGCUCCAGUUUGGGAAUAUUUCCUUCAUGAAGGAGAAGAACCAGGACCAGGCCUCGAUGCCUGACAACACAGCUGCUCAGAAACUGUGCCAUCUGCUGGGCAUCAACGUGCUGGAGUUCACUCGGGCCAUCCUCACUCCCAGGAUCAAAGUGGGUCGAGAGUAUGUGCAGAAGGCCCAGACAAAAGAACAGGCUGACUUUGCUGUGGAGGCCUUGGCGAAGGCCACGUAUGAGCGUCUGUUCAGAUGGCUGGUCCAUAGGAUCAACAGAGCUCUGGACCGCAGACAGAGACAGGGAGCUUCUUUCAUAGGGAUCCUUGAUAUUGCUGGAUUCGAGAUCUUCCAGCUGAACUCCUUCGAGCAGCUGUGCAUCAACUACACCAACGAGAAGCUACAGCAGCUCUUCAACCACACCAUGUUCAUCUUGGAGCAGGAGGAGUACCAGCGGGAGGGAAUCGAGUGGAACUUCAUUGACUUCGGCCUAGACUUGCAGCCCUGCAUUGACCUCAUAGACAAACCGACCCACCCGCCUGGUGUUCUGGCCCUGCUGGAUGAAGAGUGCUGGUUCCCCCGGGCAACAGAUCGCUCAUUUGUAGAGAAGCUGUCCGGCGAGCAAGGCAGCCAUCCAAAAUUCUUCCGUUCAAAGCAGCCACGCGGGGAAGCUGACUUCUCCAUCAUUCACUAUGCUGGCAAGGUGGACUACAAGGCAAAUGAUUGGCUGGUGAAGAACAUGGAUCCUCUGAACGACAACGUGGCCUCUCUUCUGCACCAGUCGUCUGAUCAUUUUGUGUCAGAGCUGUGGAAGGAAGAUAUCCAAACUCUUCCUCGUGUCUACUUCUUUGACUCCUAUGCCACACUGCAGGCUAAUGGCUCCGACAUGGACAGGAUCGUGGGUCUGGACCAGGUGUCGACGGGAGAGAACAGCGGCCCGGUCAACUUCGGAGCAGCUGGUCUGAAGACGAAGAAGGGAAUGUUCAGGACUGUCGGUCAGCUCUACAAGGAGUCUCUCACCAAGCUGAUGGCCACGCUGAGGAACACCAACCCCAACUUCCUGCGCUGCAUCAUCCCCAACCAUGAGAAGAGGGCUGGUAAGCUGUCCCCCCACCUGGUUUUGGACCAGCUGAGGUGUAAUGGAGUUCUGGAGGGGAUCCGUAUCUGCAGACAAGGCUUCCCUAACCGCAUACCAUUCCAGGAGUUCAGGCAGAGGUAUGAGAUCCUGACUCCUAAUGCGAUCCCUCGUGCCUUCAUGGAUGGCAAACAGGCAUCAGAACUCAUGAUCAGAGCUUUGGAACUGGACCACAACCUGUUCAGGGUGGGUCAGAGUAAAGUCUUCUUCAGAGCCGGAGUCCUGGCUCACCUGGAAGAAGAAAGAGACCUGAAGAUUACUGAUACCAUCAUACGCUUCCAAAGCGUCUCCAGAGGCUACCUCGCACGCAAAGCCUUUAUGAAGAAGCAGCAGCAGCUGAGCGCUCUGAGGGUGAUGCAGAGGAACUGUGCUGCUUACCUCAAACUCAGGAACUGGCAGUGGUGGCGGCUGUUCACCAAGGUGAAGCCCCUGCUGCAGGUGACCCGACAAGACGAGGAGAUCCAGGUGAGGGAAUCUCAGCUCCAGAAGGCUAAGGAAAGUCUCACCCGAGCGGAGCAGGACUACGGAGAGCUUGAAAGGAAACAUGCUCAGCUGGUGGAGGAGAAGGCAGUGCUGGCUGACCAGCUGCAGGCAGAGGCAGAGCUGUUUGCGGAGGCAGAGGAGAUGAGGGCCAGGCUGGCCAGCCGGAAACAGGAGCUGGAGGAGGUGCUGGGCGAGCUGGAGACUCGGUUGGAGGAAGAGGAGGAGAGAGGUGUGCAGCUGACCAAUGAGAAGAAGAAGAUGCAGCAGAAUAUACAGGACCUGGAGGAGCAGUUAGAGGAGGAGGAAAGUGCCCGACAGCGCCUCCUGCUGGAGAAGGUCACCCUUGAGACUAGAGUGAAAAGUCUGGAAACAGACCUGUUAAACGCAGUAGAGCAGAGAGACAGAUUCAGCAAGGAAAAGAAACAGUGUGAGGAACGUCUGAGUGAAGUCACCGACCAGCUCACUGAGGAAGAGGAGAAAACCAAAAGUCUGAACAAACUCAAGAACAAACAGGAAGCUGUCAUUGCUGACCUCGAGGAGCGCCUGAAGCGUGAGGAGCAAGGCCGCUUAGAGCAGGAGAAGUGGAGGAGGAGGAUGGAGAGUGAGUCGGUGGAGGCCCAAGAGCAGCUGUCAGACCUGGGCAUGCUGUCAGCCGAACUGAGGGGCAGUCUGGCUCAGAAGGAGAAGGAGAUCACCACCUUGCAAGGCCGGUUGGAGGAAGAGGGAGCGCGUCGUGCAGAAGCUCAGAGGGCACUGAGGGAGGCCAUGUCCCAGGUGUCUGAGCUGAAGGAGGAAGUGGAGAAUGAACGAGGGAUGAGGGAAAGGGCGGAGAAACAGAGGAGAGACCUGGGCGAGGAGCUGGAGGCUUUGAGAACUGAGCUGGAGGACACUCUGGACACCACAGCUGCUCAGCAGGAGCUAAGGUCUCGUCGGGAGGCGGAAUUAAAUGACCUUCAGCGAUGUGUUGAAGAGGAGACUCGCCGCCACGAGGUCCAGCUGUCAGAGCUCAGAGUCAAACACAGCACAGCCAUAGACAACCUCCAGGAACAGCUGGACAACAGCAAGAGAGCUCGUCAGUCGCUAGAGAAAGCCAAGGCAAUGCUGGAGGAAGAGAGGCAGAAUUUGUCCUCCGAGCUCAAGAGCCUCCAAUCUGGACGCACAGAGAGCGAAAGAGGCCGCAAGAGGGCCGAGAGUCAGCUGCAGGAGCUCAACGCCCGACUGGCUCAGGCUGACAGAGAGAGGGAGGAGAGGGAAGACCGAGUGCACAAGCUGCAGAGUGAGAUUGAGACUAUGUCAGCCAAUUUGUCCUCUGCUGACACCAAAUCCCUUCGGCUAUCGAAAGAGGUCAGCAGCCUGGAGAGUCAGCUGAAUGAUGCAAAGGAAUCGCUGCAGGAUGAAACACGCCAAAAGAUGGCUCUAGCCUCGAGGGUGCGAGCGCUGGAGGAGGAGAAGAACGGACUGAUGGAAAGACAGGAGGAGGAGGAGGAGAGAGCCAAAGAGCUGACCCGGCAGAUCCAGACUCAAACCCAGCAGCUGGCAGAGCUCCGUAAGCAAUCGGAGGAGGUGAACACUGCGGUGGAGGCUGGAGAGGAGGUGCGCAGGAAACUCCAGAGAGAGCUGGACAGCACCAUCCAGAGGGAGCGACAGAAGGAGGAGGAGAAGGAGCGAGUGGAGAGGCAGCGGGAGCGACUGAGGGAGGAGAUAGAGGACAUGACCCUCGCCCUACAGAGAGAGAGACAGAACUGCACGGCCCUAGAGAAGAGGCAGAAGAAGUUCGACCAGUGUCUGGCAGAGGAGAAGGCGGUGAGCGCUCGGCUGGCAGAGGAAAGGGACAAAGCAGAAGCAGACAGCAGAGAGAAGGAGACAAGAUGUCUGGCACUUUCCCGAGCCCUGCAGGAGACCCAGGACCUGAGGGAAGAGCUGGAGAGGGCCAACAAGCAGCUCCGUCUGGAAAUGGAACAGCUUGUAAACCAGCAGGAUGAUGUCGGCAAGAAUGUCCACGAGCUGGAGCGGACUCGCAGGAGCUUGGAAACAGAAGCCGAGAACCUGCGGGUUCAGACCCAGGACCUGGAGGAGGAGCUGGCGGAGGCGGAGAACUCGAGGCUGAGGCUGGAGGUCACCCUGCAGGCACUCAAGGCUCAGUUUGAGAGGGAGAUCAGCACAAAUGAGGAGAAGGGAGAGGAGAAGAGGAGGGCACUAAGCAAACAGGUGAGGGAGUUGGAGAUUCAGCUGGAGGAGGAGAGGAGUCAGAGGUCUCAGGCCGUGUCGUCCAAGAAGCAGCUGGAAGCAGAACUGCAGGAAGCCGAGGCCCAGGUGGAGAAUUCCAGCCGUGGAAAAGAGGAGGCCGUGAAGCAGCUGCGAAGGCUGCAGGGUCAAAUGAAAGAAAUUCUGCGUGAGUUAGACGAGACCAAGUUGUCUCGGGAGGAAGUUAUCGCACAGUCUAAAGACAGCGAAAAGAAGAUCCAAACCCUGGAAGCAGACGUCCUUCAGCUCACCGAGGAGCUUUCUAUGUCAGAGAGGCAGAGGAGACAGGCUCAGCAGGAAAGAGACGAGAUGGCUGAUGAGAUGGUCAACAGCAGCUCUGGAAAGAAUGCUCUGUAUGAAGAGAAGAGGAGGUUAGAGGCACGGGUCAGUCAGCUGGAGGAGGAGCUGGAGGAGGAGCAGAGUAACUCUGAACUGGUAGCGGAGAGACAAAGGAAGAUGGCUCUACAGGUGGAGACUCUGACCGUGCAGCUGCAGGGAGAGAGGACUCUGGCGCAGAAGGCGGAGGCAGCCAGGGAGCAGCUGGAGAGGCAGAACAAGGAGCUGAAGACCCGACUGGGAGAGAUGGAGGGAGCGGUGAGGGGCAAACACAGGCUCAGCGUCGCCGCCCUGGAGGCCAAGAUAGAGUCCAUGGAGGAGCAGCUGGAGCAGGAGAGACAGGAACGAGCCAUUGCCAACAAGCUGGUGAGGAAGACAGAGAAGAAACUGAAGGAGGUGAUGAUGCAGGCAGAGGACGAGAGACGACACGCAGACCAGUACAGAGAACAGCUGGAUAAGUCAAUGGUCCGCCUGAAGCAGCUGAAGAGGCAGCUGGAGGAGGUGGAGGAGGAGAACUCUCGCUCCAACGCCCAGAAGAGGAAGCUGCAGAGGGAGCUGGAGGAGCUCGCCGACAGCGGGCAGAGCAUGACGAGAGAGAUCACCUCUCUCCGCAGCCAGCUCAGCGUCCCUGAUUGGCGUGCUCCGCUGCCCCUGUCGUUGCGUGGACGCAGAGCGCUGGUCGACGACCUCUCGUUGGAGAACUCUGACUCAGAGGAGCCCCCUGCCUCGCCGACACCCUCCUCCGGGCUCCCAGGGACCCCGACUCCCUCCUCAGAACACAGCCUGGACCCACCACCGCCCUACACCGUCAAUAACACAGAGUGACGUGCACAUGGACUCACAUGAAAUACACACCUACACACACACACACACACACACACACACACACACACACAUCUGCCUCUCACAGCCUCGAUUACUCAGGGGUGGAGGAGUGACACGCACAUAGUACAUAACACUGUAGUUUAUAAAGGUAAACAGAGUCAUUUAGGAUGCAAACAUCAGGCGCUAUAACUAUGAAACAACCUCAAUGACAAGCAGAUAAAGUGUACAAAUCUGAUUUUACAAAGAUUUUGUAACAAACUGUGUCAUAAAACAACAAAGACUGGAAAUUUCUACAUCA